This is a messenger RNA of Drosophila bipectinata, 2388 nucleotides long. It is a transcript of the gene dap, whose product is annotated as cyclin-dependent kinase inhibitor dacapo. Gene Ontology annotation, cellular component: nucleus. The record is from RefSeq and is a predicted model, not a curated record. Gene Ontology annotation, biological process: regulation of cell cycle. Lineage: Eukaryota; Metazoa; Arthropoda; Insecta; Diptera; Drosophilidae. Gene Ontology annotation, molecular function: cyclin-dependent protein serine/threonine kinase inhibitor activity.
UCGCUAGCUGUUUAUUCCUCUUUUCGACCUCGUCCCGAUCGGUAUAGCCCAGUGCGCAGUGCGCUAUAUAUUUUUGAAAUAAGUUAAAUAAAAACUGAACGAACGUUGAUAUUACAACGCUGAGAAGUUGUAUAAACCACUACGGAUCGAAGUGUGCUGUUAGAAGGCGACAUAUCGUAUCAGUUCCCAGUGCUCCCUCGAAGAGACACAUAGCUAUCCCACAGAGUGCAGUGCAGUUUACAAACAAUCUUCUGUAUCCAAUUGGUUACCAAGUGCAAAGCCAUUCAUAGAUUUGUUUAUAAUUACUGAAUAGACAAUUGCGAGAUACAAUUUCACUUUUAAAUCAAGUGCAAAACGCAAAAUAGACUGCCACAACACACACUCGUAACUCGUACGUACAUAAACCCUCUCGCAGCCACACACAUUGGCUUGGAGACCUCGCAUCUGUGUGUGUGUGUGUGCGUGCGUUGGAGACUGUUGCUCUCUCGCUCCCGCUCUCGCUGGUGGAGCAGCCCGAAAACAAAGAUUUUGGCGCCAAAAGUUUGACAGCUCGCUUUGGUGUGCGAUUCGCAAACAAGUGGCCCCAAAACAGAGAGUGUAAAACAGAGAUACGGAUACAGAGAUACAGUCAACAUGGUUAGUGCACGCGUUCUGAAUCCCGUCAUGCUGAGUGAAUUCUGCAAAAUGAGCACCAGCCCGGCUGUGAGUCGCAACCUUCCCUGCGGCCGCCAGCUCAACCGCAUCAAACGUGACCUCUUCGGCAGCUCCAACUCCUCGGAGAGCAGCACCAAUAAAUUGCCCUUCAAUGCCGAACUGGAGCGCCACCAGGAGAUGGCCACGCAGAAGUGGGGAUUCGAUUUCCGUGCCGGCUGCCCCCUGGCCGAGAAGUCGCCCUUCGUCUGGGAGCGCGUCAGCUUCCAGGAGUCGAGCUUCGCCCCGGAAAUGUACACCCUAACCCGUGCCGCUCACGUCCGUCCCGUGGAGAGCAGUCCCAGCGACAUGGACACCCUGCUGAACGAGCGAUCCGAGCGCGAGAACUUGGGCUCCAACUUGGUCAACUCAUCGCUGGAGUCCAACACCGACAACGACUCCUGCUACGACUCACAGGAUGAGUCGCUCACGGUGCGAUUGUCCAGCAACAUAGCCUCCACGUCCUCGACAGUCCUGCGCAAGCGACAGCCAAAAAUCACAGAAUUCAUGAAGGAGCGCAAGCGAUUGGCCCAGGCUCCCAAGAAACUAUCGCCCGCAAAACGCCUGCGCACCAGCUCGCCCAGCUCGUCGUCCGCCAGCUCCAGUGCCGGAUUCGGGUUGGCGCACCUGGGGGCCAUGCUGAAGCGCCCGCGCCACAACUAAUGUCGCUGGUUCGCUGGCCCACCCACCGAAUUGCAAUUGUAAUAUUAUUUUUAUAAUUUUUUUAAGUCACUGCGAUUGUGUAGUAUUUCCUAAACUUUUAUUACGAACAACCUUUUUAUGCAGUGCAAGGGCGACAGUUGCGAAUAUUAAUCGUUAGUCUUCAAUUACUCGUAACCAGUAAUUAGUUGUAAGCCACAUUGUAAGCUCGUAAGGGAUAAAUGAAACUUUCUCUAGAUUUCUCUAGUGAGAAAUGCCAUAAACUAAGUGAUUAGUUCUUAACAACAAACACUAUACUAUUGAGCCAGAAGAGAGGAGUGUAGGAAGGCGAGACCGCAAGCUAAAUGGAAUUAGUCUCAAAUAUCGUGAAGCCAAACAAAAUUUAACCUUUAUAACGAAUGAAAUACUAACUUUAUAUAACUUUCUGCCAACUUUUGCUUGUGAAUUUCUGUAUUUUGUAUAACAAAACUCAUCUCUGUUCUGUUUCCGGUAGCUUAGGAUUAAAACUUAGCCAUCAGUUAAAAAGCAGAACAGACUUGAAUUUUGAAUUGAAUUCUUAAGGAGCUAGAACGACGCCACAAUCGGCUUACUUUGGCUGAUUGUUGCCUUGUUUUUUCGUCCACCUAAAAUUAAUUCCUUAAUUCGACCAGUGAAUAAAACGAAAACGAACAGCUUGACUUGUGUGUGCCAAUUCCUGAUCCUUUGGCUGAAAGUUAAUCAAGCUUUUAGUCAAAUGAACACGAAUUGCCGCGCUAUCAGCUCUUAACCGGCGGUAAAAAUGUAUUUUAUGAUUUGCUAUGAUCUCUGGGCAAAUUAUAGGAUCAAUUUUGCCAAAAACUAUCAUGUACAAAUGCUAGCAUACUUUACUUUACACAUAGGCAGAGCCUAUCCUAACCACAUUUAUACAAAGCAUCUAUUUGUAAGGCAUAACUAAGAACAAAUCCAAAGUAUUCUCCUAAUAUUUAUAUGUAUAGAUAUUCGAUGUAUAAUUAAGUCAUAAAAAAACGCAUUCUUCAAUAAAAAAAAGGCAAAAACAAA